This is a messenger RNA of Saccharomyces mikatae IFO 1815, 639 nucleotides long. RefSeq names its product Erp5p (gene ERP5). Gene Ontology annotation, biological process: Golgi organization; intracellular protein transport; endoplasmic reticulum to Golgi vesicle-mediated transport. The record is from RefSeq and is a predicted model, not a curated record. Bases 1 to 639 code for a protein of 212 amino acids. Gene Ontology annotation, cellular component: COPII-coated ER to Golgi transport vesicle; endoplasmic reticulum-Golgi intermediate compartment; Golgi apparatus. The transcript has a single exon. NCBI's taxonomy places the organism in Eukaryota, Fungi, Ascomycota, Saccharomycetes, Saccharomycetales, Saccharomycetaceae.
AUGAAACAUAUUCUGGCGUAUGGAAUUUGCAUGUUCGUUGCUCUUCUCCAAGGCGUGGAGGGCGUCCAUUUCUACGCCAAAUCUGGGGAGACCAAAUGUUUUUAUGAGCGUUUAUCAAAGGGAGACCUACUAAUCGGUGAUUUAGACCUAUUUGUGGAAAACAAUGGCCUAUUUGAAGAGGACACUGGUGCUAGUUUGACCAUAUCUGUAGAUGAAACUUUUGACAAUGACCAUCGUGUUCUAAAUCAGAAAAAUUCGCAUACAGGUGAUUUUACUUUCACAGCUUUAGAAUCUGGUGAGCAUAGAUUUUGCUUCACCCCAUCUCACAGCAAGAAAUCCGCUUUACUAAGGGUGUUUAUUCAAUUAGAAAUUGGUAAUGUCGAGGCGCUUGACAGCAAAAAGAAAGAAGACAUGAAUUCACUCAAGGGGAGGGUAGUCCAGUUAACCCAAAGGCUAUCCUCUAUUCGUAAGGAACAAGACGCUAUAAGAGAAAAAGAGGCGGAGUUCAGAAAUCAAAGCGAGUCUGCCAACAGCAAGAUAAUGACAUGGUCUAUAUUCCAGUUUCUCAUACUAGUGGGCACCUGUGUGUUCCAGCUACGCUAUCUGAAAAACUUUUUUGUUAAGCAGAAGGUUGUAUAG